Chelonia mydas (Green sea turtle) is the source of this 4732-nucleotide messenger RNA. Its product is annotated as collagen alpha-1(VII) chain-like. The record is from RefSeq and is a predicted model, not a curated record. Gene Ontology annotation, molecular function: serine-type endopeptidase inhibitor activity. The transcript has 38 exons. Bases 510 to 3020 code for a protein of 836 amino acids. Lineage: Eukaryota; Metazoa; Chordata; Testudines; Cheloniidae.
GAGUGUAGCCAUAUGUCUCUCUGCACUAGAAUCACCCCACCAGCUCGAAGUGCGGACAUAUUCAAAGUGACUUGCCAUGGUCAGACAACAAGUCACUGGCAGAGACAGGACUAGAACCCCAGAAACCUGACUGCCAAACCUCUGCUCUGGCCGCUAUUCAGUGCUCCUGUCACUGCAUUUCUUUGGGCUAAUGCUCUUGUUAACCAGCUGUUGUUUGUUUGUUUUUAAAGGGAGAUCCAGGUCCACCAGGCAAAGGAGUGGAGAUCAAGGAUCUGGAGAGACUUUUUGAAGCAUAUGGGAUCAAGUUGGGGCUGCUGAAGGAACUGACUGAUCUUCUCCUGAGGGAAGGGUUUGAAGCGCUGAUCCAGCGGCGGGCCAGCUCCGGGAAAAGCAAGCCAGCCAAGAAAAAGGAGGGAUUUACGCAAGCUACGGACUAUGCUGCUUCGCUGAAGUAUGAUUUUUCUAGCAACCCUCUGACCAGUAUAGAGGUGACUGACGAAGACCUGAGUAUGGAUGUCGGGCCUCAGCUUACAGUUCCAGCAUCUGUAGGACAUCCUACUAAGGAUGUAACAGGCCAGAAGAAACCUCUGGUUGAUGGGACAACAGCCAUCAGUCUUGGUGACUACACCGAAGUGGAAGUAAUGGUAAACCAGACGCGCUCAUGUCAGAGACAGCCGGAGACUAGGAAACGGGAAGGCAGCCGUAGACCUCUGAAUGCAACCCGGCUACAAACUAGCCAAGAAGAGCCCACUACAGGGCAACAACAUACUGCUGAAAAUACCUCUCUUGAGUGCCAGGAGGUGGAUGGGUCAGUAAUAAGGGAGAAUGAAGAGGCUCGGCAGAGCCCAGCUGGUCUUGCUCUGGGGUCGGAACCUCCUGCACUGGGAAACAUUUCUGCGGAGACGCCAGAGCCCUUGAAGAAGAGGAGGAAGGAGAAAGACGUGAGCAGACCUGAUCAUUCCAGGGGAAACGAUGGUUCUUCUGAAGCAGCUGAUACAGUCCUCUCAGACAUAAAGGAAAAUGCAGAUCGAGUUGACGGCCCGGAGUUAACAAACCGUGUUAGAGUCAGAAGAACGGCUGAGCGACAGAGGCACAUGGUUCACUCACCUGGUGCCACUGGAGUUCAGAAAUCCCCGGCUGGAUAUGUGACAUAUCCAGGACCUCAAGGCGCAAGGAGGAUCAAGAAGCAGGAGUCAGACACGGUGGAUCCAGAACGGGUGCCGUUCCAAGGUCAAAAGGGCACUAAAGGAGACAGAGGAGAAAAUGGUCAAAAGGGAGAACCAGGAAUUGGGUUCAGAGGCCCCGCUGGUCAGGCUGGGCCCCCUGGGCAUAAGGGGGAGCCCGGGGCCCCGGGACCUCCGGGAGUGCAGGGCAUCCAGGGUAUUCGUGGCAACCCUGGCAUUCCAGGAUCGCCGGGAGAGAGAGGCGCCCCGGGUCCACCUGGCAUGCCAGGGCAGAAGGGGGAACGCGGUAAGAGAGGCAGGAAUGGAUCCACUGGGCCGGCAGGACCUCCCGGGCCCCCGGGAAAACAGGGGAUUCGAGGGCUGCCCGGGACCAAUGGCAACAAGGGGGAGAUCGGCCUCGGCGUGGCAGGUGCGAGAGGUCCCCGCGGACUGCCUGGCCCCGGGGGGGAGGAGGGCAUUGCAGGAGUCCGAGGCCCCAUUGGCAUGACGGGUCCGAAAGGUCUGCCUGGAACGAAAGGAGAAAGAGGUGAUCGUGGCCUCCUGGGACCCAAGGGAGAAAGAGGUGAACCCAUUAUUAUUUUUGGACCUCAAGGCUAUAAAGGCAACAAAGGAGAUCCGGGUGAGCGGGGCCCGCCAGGCUUCGAUGGAGACAAAGGCGAGAAAGGGGAGGAUGGGCCUGCAGGAGAAAAGGGGGUGAAAGGUGAGGCAGGUGUGAAAGGGGCCAUGGGCCUGUUCGGUGCCAGAGGACCAGUGGGACAGAAGGGAGAACCCGGAGAACCUGGCCUGCCUGGAUUUGCUGGCAUGGCUGGCCUCGAGGGGAAGAAUGGAAUCAAAGGAGCUAAAGGUGACCGAGGUCUGCAGGGUCAAAAGGGGGAACCGGGAGCAAAAGGUGAUCCUGGUAUAACUGGAGACCUUGGACGGAAAGGAUCUAAGGGCUUACUUGGUUUUCCCGGGCAGAUGGGUAGCCCUGGUGCAGAUGGAAUAAAGGGUGAGACUGGCAGCCCUGGAAAAGCAGGGAUACCAGGGUCAGACGGACUGCUUGGGCCAAAGGGUGAGCGAGGAACGUCAGGUGCAGAUGGCCCCAUGGGAGUUUCUGGGGAGAAAGGAGAAAAGGGGGCCAAGGGAAUUCCUGGCUUGGGCGGAUUUAAAGGGCAGGUUGGAUUCCCGGGGAAGACUGGUGUGGCUGGACCUCCUGGAUCUCAAGGACCACAGGGUGACCCGGGACCACAGGGUACAAGAGGUAGAAGAGGAAGACCUCAGCUCUGCCUCAGGGGUCCUCCAGGUACUCCUGGCAACAAAGGAGAAAAGGGAGAAAAUGGUCCAGCUGGUCUGAAAGGAGAGAAAGGAGAUCCUGGCCUUUCUGAAGAAGAAGUGAAGGACGUGGUCAGGAGUGAAAUGAGUGACAAAUGCGUUUGUACAGACCUGGGUGCAGACUCUCCAGGAGAAAUCAGCAGGAAUAUCAAAGAGAAUUUUCAAUCGCCAGAACUCAUAAGGAAGGCCGAUGAAGCUCAACAAGAAUUACUUAGUGAAAUACAGAAUACGACUGAACCAGAGAUGCCUAUCAUGGAAUCAACUCCAUUUAUGACCGCUCCCAGUGAUAAGCAGCUAAUGGCUCAGGCUCCGCACGAGCAGCGACGUGCCCGCAGCCCAUUAGAAGACCCUUGUCGACUGCCUAUGGACGAGGGCUCCUGCCUGCACUACACGUUGCUCUGGUAUUACCAUGGAGAAGCCAACGCCUGCAGGCCGUUCGUGUUUGGAGGCUGUGGAGGAAACAGCAAUAGGUUUAAAUCCAAACUAACGUGUGAGCGUUGGUGUAAAAUCACAACAGGAAGGUGACUCGGUGCAGACAGAUGAUGUAAAUGAGGAGGGAGCUGCAGGAGGUGAAUCCAGGACAGCUCAGAGGUUGGAAAUACAGCAAGACAAACCAUUUAACACAAAGAGGUGGUAGAUGUUAGUUCUGCAGACAAGGAGAUAGUUAUGGUUAUGGAUAUGUAAUAAAUCGGGCUGAUAAGAGAGAGUCUUUUGUUUGGCUGGAAAAGCUGAAGUGUUCAGAGGCCCUUGACGCACUGCAGAUCUAUUGUGCAACACCCAACAGACACCUAAAUAUUAUUUUAUUUUUUUAAAUAAACCUGUAGGUUAAGCCAACCUUGCAUAAUUCCAGUCCCCCUGCUCACCAGGUAGUUCUUUGUGAUGGGCAAGUAAAAUGUAAUUGUUUUCCCAUUACCAUCAGUUUGGUAAGGAAGGGACAAGUCAGUUUUGCUGGUUAAUUUUUGUGAGGCUCCUAUUAAAUCGUCAGUAGGGAUAGAUGGAACCAGUUUGGGACAACUUGGAUCAUCGUUCAAAUCAGCCUUCAGCCAUCACUCAGUUUUCACGUCUCCCCACUUCCUGGUGUCCUCCAGGAUCGGAAGCCUUUGUGAGAGAGGGGGCAUGAUCUGAGCACAGAACUGGGCGCAUGGAACUUCCGUUCUAAUCCCAGCUCUGCCACUAAACUCUCUCUAUGACCCUGGACAAGUCACUUAACCUCUCUCUGCUUCAGAUUCCCACCCGUAAUACAGGGAUGUGUUGAGCAUUAAUUAGUUAAUUUCAUUGCGGAGGGAAAGUGCCAAGAGUUACUAAAAUCUCACCAGAAAGGCUGUUCUCAAAUUGGGCGAUACCACGUCAUUCUGGAAAUCAUUGUCUUGUCCUGUGAAAUUUCAAACCCCGUUUCUAGAUCAAAGUGUUUUGGAUACAUUCGGAGGGCAAUCCUAACUGUUACCAAUUUAGAUGCCAAAUGCUGAGAUCAGCAGCUGCAGGGAUAGAUGGGCUUGUGGUAAAACUUCCAGUGUCUUGGAUCUAAGUAAAGCGGGCUGAGGGGUCCCUUUCCGACGAGAAGAAUGGAAUCCUUUGAACCAAAUUUCAUAAGGCAGGAGGAAGCAGUUGUCAGAGGAGCCAUUCUUUGUAAUCAGGGUGACCCAGCGUGAGAUGCUUCUGUAUCUAUCUUAAGGCACAAGAGACUCUUAGCUCUUUUUAAAUCUUUAAUCAUUCCAUUGCCAAUGGGAAAAUGAAGAAGGAAAUCUCAAACAACUUAGAGUUGGUAAGGAAAUAUUAAUUAUCUCUAAUAUAUAUACUGGAGCUAAAAAUUUCACCUACUAAAUGAGGCUUGGUUAACAAAAGCAAUUACUGAACUGUCAAAUUUUCUGGCUUAAUAUAACCAUUCUGGUCUCUAAUUUAUGGUAUUUCAUGCUAAAUUCCCUUGACUUAGUCCUGUACAGGAAAGGCAAUGUGGUCUAAUACAGCAAGCAUGGCAUUCCUGAAUUCCCAGUCAGCCUCUGCCACUGACUAGCCUCUGUAGACUUUGGCAAGUCGCUUCACCUCCCUGUGGCCAUUAUAAUGACUGUUCUGAUACUCAUUCAUUUAUUUAACAGGAGUGUUGUGCGGUUUAAUUGCUUUGUAGUAUUGUGUCCAAAGCCUGCCAGUGGCAGAGAUUAAAUAGAGGGAAGGCUACAUUUACAAAUACCCAGGACUUUAAGCAAAGGGGUGGGGUUUUGUACAGAACACACCCUCUUGCU